AUGUGCGCGCUCAAGGUCGGGGCCUGGGCGGUGUGCGAGGACCAGACAGCCGCGGCGCCACCGCCUCCACGGCUGCAGGCACAGCUGCUGCCGCCCACCCGCGUGCAAGAGGGCAUCAUCGCCGACCUGGAGAGGCGCAGGGAGGGGCUGAGGAGGCGGCUGGCGGAGGCGGCGCGCGGAGACGAGCGGGCGCGCUCAGCCCUGGCGGCCCGCCUCCGGCAGAGAGACCAGCUGCGAGCGGAGGCGGCGCGGCUGCUGACGAGCCUGCAGUCGCUGCGCCACUUCGCGCGGGGCAUGCGCCAGUCCGCCUCCCACGUCAGUGUGCGCGCACUCGAGACGAAGGACCGGGAGACGAUGGUCGCUGCGAGCAAGCGGCUCGGGCGGCUGGAUGACAGGCUGCACCUGGAGCAACAGAAGUGCAGCGUGGCGCUGCAGCAAUGUGGCACGGAGCGGGACAGGGUCAUGCAGGCUCUGAGCAGCACGGCGCAGAUCGGCCGGCACUACCUGCGACUGGUGAUGGCAUUGUGCGAUGCCGAGACACUGUUGGGCCGGCUACUGCAGCAGGGGGCCAAGAGCCUGGACGAAGCGACAGAGCUGUGCGGACCCCUGCGAGCUGCCGAGCGACGCCUGCAAGUCGCCGCCACGCCCUCCCACAGCAACAUGCUGACACUGCUGCGGCUGGCAGAUGACUCCCUGGUGCGGUUCCUGGCGCGCCAGCACGCCUCGCGCAGCGGCGGAGCGGCCCAGGCGCGCCUCACGCGCACGCGCGACGUGCGCCAGAAGGCGUGGGGAGACGUGCUGGCCGAGGGCCUGGCACUGCUGUUGCGCGCGCGGGCGUCUCGCGAGGACUGCGACCGCGUGGCAGGUGACCUGCAGCUGCUGCAGCAUGUGGGCGUGCAGCAGAGCCUCAGGCUGCGAGCUCUGCGGCGCAGCACGCAGCAGGAGCUGAGAGCCGUGCUGCAGUGCCUGGAGCACCACCGGGCCGAGCCCGCCGAGCAGGCGGAGGCCGAGACACGCUCACAGAUCCAGGCGACGGCGCACGCUAAGGAGAUGUCAGAGCUGGUGCAGGCGAUACUAAAGCAAGUGCUGAGGCUGUACCGCGCGCUCGGCUGCGAUGAAGCAGAUCUGCAAGAAGAUGGAGGCUUGUCCGCCGACAACCUAGAGAGGCACAUGGCGGCCAUGGCACAGCGCGUACGAGAGAUACACGCUCGUAACCUGCCACCCGAGCCUCAGCCAUUACUGCAGGAUAUGCUGGAGGCUGGCGAAGCUGCGCUAGGGGUCAGCGAGGAGCCAGGCCCCAUGAUGGUGGUGGCCGUAUGCAUGGAGCGAGCUGAGAGUCGUCGCGUUACAGAACGGCGCCCACUGCCCAUGAGUCGCGACCAUGCGCGCCAUCUGCUGCUCACCAGCGACAUCGUGCGCAGCGAGGUGCUGGCAUGUGGCCACGGCGCUGCCUAGCGGCCAGGCUCGUGUUUUUACAGAACCUUUCCAAUGGUGUCUGAUGAAGGUCCGAGACAAUUGUCUCAAAUUGGCGUGCUGUGAAACAGCUAGUUUUCGACUGUGCUGUACUAAACAUCGUGAGACUGCACUGUUUCAAUUGCAGCUUUAGUGUGUGUGUUUUUAUACUACCAUUAUUUACUUUUAUUAUAAUAUAUUUUUCUACCUCAA
Messenger RNA from Bacillus rossius redtenbacheri, 1665 nucleotides. RefSeq lists its product as uncharacterized. Lineage: Eukaryota; Metazoa; Arthropoda; Insecta; Phasmatodea; Bacillidae. Bases 1 to 1455 code for a protein of 484 amino acids. The transcript has 6 exons. The record is from RefSeq and is a predicted model, not a curated record.